Messenger RNA from Elephantulus edwardii (Cape elephant shrew), 1758 nucleotides. Its product is annotated as leukocyte immunoglobulin-like receptor subfamily B member 3-like. The record is from RefSeq and is a predicted model, not a curated record. Bases 1 to 1758 code for a protein of 585 amino acids. The transcript is spliced from 10 exons. NCBI's taxonomy places the organism in Eukaryota, Metazoa, Chordata, Mammalia, Macroscelidea, Macroscelididae.
AUGUCCUGUGUCUCUCGCUGUGCUGUUACAGAGACCUCGUACCACAAAUGCACACCAAUGGACGAUCGUAUCGGCUUCAUGACCCCCAAAGGCGCCUACUUCUUCUGCUUCGUGCUCUGCAUGGGACGGAGGAUUCAGGCCCAGCGAUUCUCUCGCCUUCCCGUCCUGUCUGCCGUCCCGAGUUCUGUGGUUCCACGGAAUGAGACUGUGAAGCUCCUGUGCAGGGGGACUCCCGAGUCCUACCUGUACCACCUGGAGGUCCUGAGACGCUCGGACUACGAGCUGGUCGAGAGAAGACUGGGCUUUAAUCACGUGGUGGAGUUCAGCAUGCACCCCGUGGAGGCGGACGCCGCAGGGCGUUAUUCCUGCCGGUAUAGGAAAUCCGACGGCUGGUCGCAGCACAGUGAGCCCCUGGACUUGGUGGUGACAGGCUUUUAUGAGAAACCCACCCUCUCCACGGAUCAGAGCCUUGGGACAGUGGUGGGAGAUAACAUUUCCUUCUACUGUGGUUCGGCUAGCGUCCCAUUUGACAGCUUUUCACUGACAAAAGACGGGAACCCGGACCCGCCACAGCAUCAGAACGGGAGACAUUCAGGCCACUUCACACUGGGUCCUGUGACCAGCAGCUUCUCAGGGAAUUACAGUUGUUACGGCUGGUACAAGGCCAGCCCCUACCUGUGGUCAUCGCCCAGUGACACCCUGCAGCUUCUUUUCCCAGACCCUACGCACAAGGAUCACACGACGGAGAACUCAAUCCGGAUGAGCGUGGCGGCGUUGGUGUUUGUGAUUCUCUUGGUGAUAAUGGUGGACUUCUGGCACAGCCAGACGGUGCUUCACAAGACAGACAGACAAGACGUGGCUGAGGCAAGCUGGACGCUGUGUCUGAGCCAUGUGAUCAACUCUCAGCACCGUGAGUCCUUCUUUCGGCGCUGUGUUGGGUUCCGACCACAUACUCUCUUGAAACCUCUCAUUUGGGCCACCCCCAAGCCCAUAAUUCCCCGGGGAAAGCAGGUGACCAUCUGGUGUCAGGGCGCGCGGGAGGCGGUGAAGUACCACCUGCUUUUCAAGGGGCAGAUCUGGGCCUUGAUGAACCCAAAGGCUCCCGGCUCGAUGAGCAGAGUCCGGUUUUCCAUCCCAGCCAUGACCUUACAGACUGCAGGCAGUUACAGCUGCGUCUACCUGAGUGGGGAGCUCUGGUCGGAGAGCAGUGAGCCCCUGGACCUGGUGGUGACAGGGAUGUAUGACACACCGACCCUCUCCAUGCAGCCCAGGCCUGAGGUGGGCCCAGGAGAGAAUGUCACCUUCCAGUGUCGUCUGGAGAAGGCCACAAGCACCUUCUUUCUGCUCAAGGAGGGAAGCUCCAACCGUCCUCAGAAAAGAUACGGGAGUCAAGGGGCAGACUUCCCGCUGGGCCCCCUGACGCCAGCCCACAGAGGGGCCUACAGGUGCUACGGCUCCUACAAUGACUUCGUGUGGUCUUUCCCCAGUGAGCCUGUGAGGCUUCUGCACACAGAAGAAUACCCUUGGGACCUCGAUUCAUCAGCCACAGAGACAGGAUUCCAAAAUGAGUUCACCUCCUGGGAUCACCGUGCCCAGAAUCUCUUUCGGAUUGGCGUGACUGUCCUCAUCAUGGUGGCCAUCAUAGGGCUGCUGGCUGGGGAAUGGCUCGGCAGGAAGAGGCCUCAAGAGGAAGUCAUCAAGGCCCCAAGUCACGGACCCAGGAGAAGGGUCAGAACACGAAGACCCUUCAACACAUGA